Messenger RNA from Zasmidium cellare ATCC 36951, 375 nucleotides. RefSeq lists its product as uncharacterized. The record is from RefSeq and is a predicted model, not a curated record. The transcript has 2 exons. Lineage: Eukaryota; Fungi; Ascomycota; Dothideomycetes; Mycosphaerellales; Mycosphaerellaceae. The coding region runs from base 1 to 375 and encodes 124 amino acids.
AUGGUCAUCAAGCGUGACAGUCAAAACUACAUCAGUCUGGACAACCUUCGAACCCACUCAAGCACGUGGAGCAGCGACGUCCAUAGUCCAGAAGAACCGACGAAGCCCGAGAACGUCGAGCCAGCGCAGGAUGAGAAGCUCUCAAGCAAUCGGCCAUGGUGGGCAACCAUUGUCAUACAGAUCUUUGCUCUGGCGUGGAUAGCCCCCAUGCUCACAUUGCUGGUUUUGAACCUCAAAGGAUAUGUCAUCGGCCCUACAGCAUGGUGUCCCUCGAGACACUGCUACGCGGAGACCUUCGCUUUCAACACCUUGGCCCACCAAGAGAAGCUGAGGAAGUUCAACCACAACGACCACAAUUUGCUGGGAGGCAAGUAA